Molecule: messenger RNA, 783 nt
Organism: Brassica napus (rape)
Lineage: Eukaryota; Viridiplantae; Streptophyta; Magnoliopsida; Brassicales; Brassicaceae
Exons: 3
Coding region: 1-783 (260 amino acids)
Molecular function (GO): zinc ion binding
Source: RefSeq, a predicted model, not a curated record
AUGUUUAAGAAGAAACACUUAGCCUACCUAGUGUCUAAAGCGGCAAGGGUUUUUCGUGUUUGUGACUUUUACACCUACUUCCACAAAAUCAAGAUGGUUGAUCUUGGUUGUGCUGAUUAUCUAACAAGGGUGGGCUUCGAGCACUGGACCAGGUCGCACUCACACGGAAUGCGCUAUAAUGUCAUGACUAGCAAUGUUGCCGAGUCGCUCAAUCCAGCUCUUUCUGAAGCACGCGAACGUGAGGCUGCGGCCAGUUGUGGUGGUCUUGUUACUCCAAAGGUUGAGGAGCUUAUCUUCAAAAAUUUUGAUGUUUCGACUGGUUUUGUGGUCCGUCACAUUAACAAAGCUGAGUACGAGGUGAAGGGGAUGGACUGCGUAACCUUUAUAGUUAACUUGGAGCAAAAGAAUUGCAGCUGUCUGGAGUUCGAUAUGCUCCUAAUUCCUUGUGUCCAUGCUAGUGCUGCUGCAAUACAUUCGAAUAGAAGGGUGGAUUCUCUUGUUGGUGAGAAGUACACGAGAAACAUUUGCGCAGCGAGGUACUCAAUGAGCAUCAACCCAAAAGGCAGCUACAAGGCUCAUGCACCCGAGCCAGAUACACUUGGUUCACUGCAGUUAGCACCUCCAAAGACCAGGCAUCCCCCCAGAAGGCCCAAGAAAUCAAGGAUCCUGUCAAAGGGUGAAUUCAAGUUCACAAGGGGUGGUGGCUUGGGUCGCAAAGUCAGAACUUGUCGCAGAUGUGGUGGAACGGAUCACAACCGAGCCACUUGCAAGAUGCCUAUAUAA